Molecule: messenger RNA, 6037 nt
Organism: Canis lupus familiaris (dog)
Lineage: Eukaryota; Metazoa; Chordata; Mammalia; Carnivora; Canidae
Gene: MROH2A
Product: maestro heat like repeat family member 2A
Exons: 45
Coding region: 370-6018 (1882 amino acids)
Cellular component (GO): cytoplasm
Source: RefSeq, a predicted model, not a curated record
AUUUUGAUCACAGGGCCCUGUGCACUCCUCAAAGCCCUCACUUGAUAAAGACUCAGGAAGUCAGUUAGAUCUCAAAGUUCCAAGGGUCUGCGGCCUAACGGUGUUGAUUCUCAUGAAACCCUUCCACCCGCCAAGGGACCCAUUUCUCAUCCACAUUACGACUGAGAAGCCAACUAUCCCAUUGCUUUGACAACCCAUCCUGCUAUUGUCCACCUUACCGUUGAUGUGUAUUAGGCAAAGAACGGGGCCUUUUCUUGUGGUAUAUUUUUGUUCCAUCCAGGAGAGGACUCUGUGGAAAGGAAGCUGCUGAUGUUGCAUGAGACCCUUGAGAAGAGGAAUGAAGGCAGUUGAGAGGAGCUUGAGGAAGAGAUGACAGAAGCAGCCGCAGACUCAAAUGAGGACCCGUUGGAGGAAACGGAGGACCUGGAACCUCUGGAGCCAGACGAUGGGGGUACAUUCCAACAAGUCACAAACCUCCUCAACAUCAUGGACAGUGGGGCAGCAAAGACGGAUGCUGCCGGGGCAGGUCCUGACAUGCGGAAGACGCUGGCCUCGGUGAUAAUCACGGAGAAGGCCACCAGCGAGCCGUCCGUGGUGAUGAACGCCCUCAUCCGCUGCCUGCAGGUGCCCAAGAUUUCUACCCAGCGCAAAGUCAACAUUUACAACAUCCUCCAGGAGAUCAUCCAGCAGGAGGGGGAACUGGAGGAGCAGGGAGUCCAGAGGUUGGUCGCCAUCGCCUCCAAAGAGAUGAGGGAGACCCUGGAGGCAGAGGGCUAUGUGAAGGCCGAGGUGGCCAGUGACACGCUGGCGGCUCUGUCCCGAAACCACUUCAGCUUGGUGAUGUACGAGCUGCAGCACCACCUCAAGCCCCUCAACCUCACGGAUGAGUUUGUCAUCAUCACCUUGGCGAAGCUGGCCAAUGGCAACGUGUUCGAGUUCAUGCCGUACAUGGGCAUCACGCUGGCCACCAUAUUCACGAUGCUGCGACUCGCCAACGAAGCCAAGAUGCGCCAGGUGAUCUGCAGCGCCACAGAGACCUUCUGUGAGACGGUGCAGUUUUACCUGAGGCAUCUGGAGGACAGCGUGUACCCCGUGAUGACCGAAGAUCAGUUUGCCGUGAAGCUGUUCCCCCUGUAUCGCUACUUCGUGACCGUGUGGCUGAGGAACCAGAACCCCGAGGUGAAGCUGGGGGUCAUCAAAUCCCUGAAGCCCAUGCUGAACCUGCUCCUGCCCAACGAUGACCUGCGGGACCAGGUGUAUGACUACAUCCCGCUGCUGCUGGCGGAGUACCGGGGCAGCCUGGAGGCGCUCUUCAUCACGCAGGUCUUAAGGCAGAUCCUGGAAAUGUCCGUCACCACCAACACCCCAGUCCCCGAAAUGCAACUGCACACCAUUUUCACAGAACUGCACGUCCAGGUGUGUGCCAAGGUUCCUGCCCAGCAGCAAUACAGCAGCCAAAACCUGGUGGAGAUCGUACAGUGCUUCAUAGCCCUCGCCCGGUCCUAUCCCAAGGAGUUGAUGAAAUUCUUCUUCAGUCAGAUAGAGAUGAGCAAGGAGGCCAUCCGCGUGGGGACCCUGACCCUGAUUAGGGCCGUGGUGAGCGCAGAUGAGCCCAGAAUGAAUAUCAGGACCAUCUCCUUGGCCAUCCGGGUGGUCAAGAACACCCUCUCUGACACCCGCUUCAAGGUGAGGAUGGCUAUUCUCCGCAUCAUCGGCCAAUUGGCUCUAUCCGGCUACCAGGACAGGAUCAAAGGCUGGGGCCUGAAGUAUGUGUCCGUGCAGCUGACCCUGUCCACCUACAAGCUGACAAAUCACCGAGAGAGCUUUUAUCAGAGGGAUCUGGAGGAGAAGAUGGUCCAUAAAGUCACCAUGGACACCGUGAGGAUCAUAACCUCCUCUGUCAGUGGGAUGACCAAUGAGUUUUGGGUGAGGCUCCUGUGCUACAUCAUGGAGACGGAUUACACGGAGGCCUUGACCCCCAUCUGCAUCAGCCUCACUAACCUGGCCGAACGCCAGCUCCACACCAAGGACGCGGCGGCCGGUGUGGCCAGCAAGAGCAAGCACGGGAGCGUCCAGAAAUCCAGACAGCCAGGCCAAAGGCCUGCCCUUAUCAUACCUGAGGAGGUCCUAAAGUUGUGCAAACUUCCUUUGGCAGGUUCAUUCCUCAUGUCCCCUCCCCCUGCACCCUGUCCCAGGACCCCGCCCUGUGGAGAUUCAGCUGUUCUCCAGGUGUGGCUUGUCUGGGUCUCUGUGAGCCAGCAGGUCCCAUCCGUGGACCUUCCUGCACCCCAGAAACUGUUGGCCCGUCUCCUGGUGCUGAUGUCAUCCCCCUACAAGGGGGAGGGCCGUGGGAUAGCCAUGCUCAACCUCCUGAGGACCCUGAGCCAGAGCAUUGCGCCCUCCAUGGCUGACAUGUGGGAGGUGGAGAUCCCACUGCUGGUCAAGUACUUGGAAGAACAUACCGAGUUUACUUGGAAUCAGAAGACCUGGGAGGACAAGCUAAUUCAAUUUCUGAGAAACUCCCUUAAGAAGACCCGAGGUUCCAACUGGAGCUUGCGUCUGAGCAAAGAGCUGAACAACCAGAUCGAAAGCUUCGAUAGCCCCUCCCUGGAGAAGGGCUUUCUGUAUCGGGCCCUGGGCUUCACGCUGGCCAUGGGCCUGGAGGCCGACAAGGUGGAGGUGCUGCUGCUGGAGCUGCUGUACAAGACAGACUACAGCAACGACUUUGACCGGGAGGGCGUGAUUCUGUGCUUUGGCCUUUGUGCCCGUGGCCAGGUGAAGACUGUGCUGAACGUGCUCCAUGACUUCGAGGAGAGGAUCCAGGAGUCGGAGCAGUCCUGGCAGAUCGGCGCUUGGCGGAAGGACCAUCCCUGGAGGCGGGAGACAGUGAAGAGUGCCCUCAUGGUGAUAUACAGCUGCGUGGCCUCGUACUGCCACCCCCAGAUGCUCCUCACCCACGUGGACAACCCCAUCACGGCCAAGAUCAUUCACCACUACUCCAGCAGCUGCCAGGACAUCUGUCUCAAGAUGGCCUUCAUGAAGAGUGUGAUGCAAGUCACCAAAGCCAUCAAAAACAUCAAGGACCUGGAGGAUUUCCAAUUUGCCCAAAAGAUGACUCUGACGGGCAUUAUAACGGCCACCAUCAAGGAAGAACCCACCGACAGCCUGGUUUCUCCCGUGCGGACGAUGGCGAUGGAGGCCCUCUCGCACCUGAGCAAUCUGAAGCCUUUCUACUCCAUGGAGGAAAACAAUGAGCUGAUGGAUAUCAGUAUUCACUCUGUAAUUUCUCUCCAACCCCCAGCAGAGGACAAUGAGUCCAUUCAGACCCUGUAUGCGAAUGCGAUGCAUGCCCUGGAGCAGCUGAUGGAGGGUCUCAUGCAGAGGCAGCUGGACCCCAAGGGGCUGCAGGAGAUGGUACACCUCCUGGAAAAGUGGAUCUUGUCGGAGAAAGAAGGGGAGCGGGAGAAGGCCACAAACCUCCAUCUCCAUCUCAUGCAGAUCUACGUGCAAAGCAUCGGUGUCUGCAUCCCCCUGAAGCUGGGGCAGUUUGGCAUGCUGGUGGGACUCAUGGCCCCUUGUACCUGUGACUCCCACAGAAGAACUCGCAUAGCCUCAAUGGAUGUCCUGUCCAGCCUGCUGGAUCUCCAUGCAAGCCAGACCUGCUCCUCAUGGGGCCCUUCCAAGGAGCUGGAGCUUGCAAAAUGUAAGGAGGAUCUCCAGGGCCCAGAUGUGGAGAAGAUUUUCAGUGCAUCUUCCAGAAUUGCCAAGGUGGCUUGCGUGCAAUUCAACUGCGAUGAGGUGGUCUCGCUCAUCCAGAAGCUCUGUGAGAACAUCGGGGCCAUGGACCUACAGCACGAUAAGGCCUCCGUCACCUGGAUAGGCACCUUCCUCCAGAUGCGGGCCAAGGAGCUGGAAGACAAGGUGGCCGAGAUCCUGGGCGCCAUCCUGGUCCACCUGCCCGUGGUGGACCACUUGGAGGUGCGACGCUGCCUCAUCGAGGGCAUCCUCCUGCUGGCGCACUACCACCAGGAGACAGUCCUCACAUCGCUCCUGAGGCAGCCCCUGCCCAUGGAGAGGCACCUGACGGAGGUGUGGCUGGCUGUGGCAGAGAACGUGCCCUUUGCCCGGACGAUGCUCCACGGGCUGAUGGGCCGGCUGCAGUCGAGGUUCACCCCCAAGGCCAAUGCCACCUCCAAAGCUGACAUCUGGCGCCUGGCCGCAGUGGAUCCUCUGAUGACCCUGUGCACCAUCCACCUUCUCAUCCAGAAGAUAGAUGUGAAUGACAAGCUCCUGGACCUCUUCCCGGACCUCAUCUACACCCUCCUGCUGCAGCUCAGCAGCAGCCAGGGGCCAGAGGCCAUGUCGCCUGUCCUAAAGACGUGGAGACUGGUCCAUGCAGGGAUGCUGCCAGAGGAGAUCAACCUGCAGAGGAUCACGAUCCAGUCCAUGCAGCUUUUGUUCAGAAGACUCAACAGCGAGCAGCUGGUUCACACUCUGGAGGAGCAGGGCGUGUGGGCCCUCCUGCAGAGCAGCUCCACGUUCCUGCAGGGCGUGGGCCUGCUGGCCAGGCUGUGCAUGCGGAGCAUGGAGGGGUACAGGCAGCGACUCUCGGAGCUGGUGCUCAGAGGCAUGGACUCCGAUGUCCUCAGCUGUCGCAUCAGCAGCACGGCCGUCUGCGUGGAGUUCAUGAGUGACCCGGUUCUGUACCAGGAGAAACUGCUGAAACCCACGGUGUUGUUGCUGGAGAAAGGGGCCGACCAGGAGGACGAGGCCCUGCGGGUGCUUUCCCUGCGAGCCCUGGGCAACAUGGCCCUCGGUGCCCCCAAGAAGGUGAGGCAGUACCGGAAGCUGUUGCUGGAGAAGUGCCUGGACUCCCUGAGGGGGCCCGUCAGCACCAGCGUGACCUCCGAGGGCAUGGAGGCCCUGGCCAAGAUCCUGGCUGAGCUCCGGGAGGGAGACGUGGGGUCCUCGUUCAGCGUCCUCUGCGAGCAGUGCAGGGCCUUCUUCGACAGCGAGAGCGAGCUGCUGCGUUUGAAAGCCUUCGUCCUGUUCGGGCGGCUGGCGAAGGUGGUCGGGAUUUCCAAGAAGCACUUCUUCAAGGAGGAAGUGAAAAAAGCCUGGAUCCCGCUCCUGCUGCACUGCCAGGACCCCUGCCCGGAUGCAGCCCAGGUCAGUGAGGGGCAUCCUGCGGUACGCUCCGACACCUGCUCUCCCUUGGAGACACUGGAGAACCCGGCUGGGAACUGUCACCUCUCAGAGAUGCUUUCCUCACAAAUCCAUCAGUGGCUCACACUGUUCUUUCACGCUGUAUGGCGACUGCCCUGUGGGGCGUACUUCUGGAAGGCCUGCGUGGCUACCGUGUUUCAGUGUGCACACUUCUGGGGCUGGAAGGCGCCGGAGAGCAGCUCAGGCCGCAGUGACAGCAGCACGGCCGACGAGAUGACCGUCCUCCAGACAACGCUCUGCUCCAUCCUGACUCAGAAAAAACCCGCUGUGCUCUACAGCUUCUUGCUAGGAACAAUGACCUAUGUUAGUAGCAACUUGCCAAGGAUCAGAAGCGCUGCGUGCGACCUGGCAGGCGUUAUUAUGAAGCAGAUGUCUGCACAUCAUCUGAAAAAACUGGACUUUCCGGCUUUGCGGGACUGGCCUGCACGGGGGCUUCCCAGGAAGACAACUAUUUGGGCGUGGAGUCCUUCCGUACCCCAGGCCUUCUGCCCGGCUCCCCAUCACGAAUAUUUGCGAAAUGCAUCCUCCCUGAUUCCUUCAACUGAUCCGCAUGGAGCUCGGGUUCUGUGGGUGAUCUUUGUGUCCCCCCUAGAGGCUAGCAGAAGGCCCAGAUGGGGGGACGUGUGUGCAGACACAGCUCCACCUGCUGUCUCCUGGCUGCAAACACAGGGGUUCCCCUUCCUCAGCCCGCGGGAGCCCCGCGCUGUGACGAUGGUGGCUUGGGGGGAGCAGGGGGCCUUCCACUGGCUCAGCGGCCCCCGGGGCGGAGGGGACGGCCGAGCUGGGUCCUGAUUGUGUCCCGUGUCUGCUC